AUGCAUUCACUACUGAAGGUCUCCGUUCUGCUGUUUUGCAUUCAGGCUGGAGAAGGACACUGGCUUAGAACACUACUGGACACGGACCUCCGUAAUGAAGAACGUAGAGGUAGUGAUGUUGAGGCAAAGGAGGGUUCAGGGAGGCAGUUGGAAAGAGCGAUUCGGUUACCCCGCAGCGCUGAGUCCCCAUGUGCUCUGCACUCCAUCCUGCUGCAGGUACGAGACCUUGGGUUGGGCUACGACUCGGACGAGACAGUGCUGUUUAAGUACUGCAGUGGGACCUGUCCUCGCCUUGCCUCCAACCACGACCUCACGCUCGCCAACCUCCUGCAAAGCGGCGUCCUUCAAUACACCGGCCAUUGGCACCAUCAGCCCUGCUGUCGCCCCACACACCAUGAAGACAUAGCCUUUCUCGACAACCACCAUCGCUGGCACAAAGUGGAGAAACUCUCUGCCGCUGCGUGCAUCUGUAUGGUGUAG
This is a messenger RNA of Carassius gibelio (silver crucian carp), 480 nucleotides long. Its product is annotated as persephin. The coding region runs from base 1 to 480 and encodes 159 amino acids. NCBI's taxonomy places the organism in Eukaryota, Metazoa, Chordata, Actinopteri, Cypriniformes, Cyprinidae. The record is from RefSeq and is a predicted model, not a curated record. The transcript has 2 exons. Gene Ontology annotation, molecular function: growth factor activity; receptor tyrosine kinase binding; glial cell-derived neurotrophic factor receptor binding.